GGCUGCACUGACCUCAGCUCGCUUAGUCCCAAGAAACUACAACAAAGGAGAAGAGAGACACCCCCCCCCCCACCUUAGCCAAGAAACCACUGCCCCCAAACCCAGAAACAGAAAGAGGAAAAAGAAACAGAGCUUGGAGGCUGCAGAGGUGGUGGGGUCUGCCUGGAGGUAGUGAGCCUUCGCCCCUGCGUGGGGGCCAGGGCAGCAGCAGGAGCCGGGACAGGCUUGGGGGGCUUUCAUUGGAGAAGGCAAGGAAGGAAGGACGCCCGCCGGAGCUUCGGAGCUUUCUUUCGGGCUCGGACGCCGCCAGUCACCAUGGGAUGCUGCACCGGGCGCUGCACUCUCAUCUUCCUCUGUACUCUGCAGCUGCUCUCAGCAUUAGAGAGGCAGAUCUUUGACUUCCUUGGCUUCCAGUGGGCACCAAUUCUUGGAAAUUUUCUACACAUAAUAGUUGUCAUCUUGGGCUUGUUUGGAACCAUUCAGUUUAGACCUCGAUAUAUAGUGGUGUACACGGUGUGGACUGCCCUCUGGGUCACCUGGAAUGUUUUCAUUAUCUGCUUUUAUUUAGAAGUAGGCGGGCUGUCUAAGGAUACCGACCUAAUGACAUUUAACAUCUCAGUGCACCGGUCUUGGUGGCGAGAACAUGGACCAGGCUGUGUACGGAGAGUGCUACCACCUUCAGCUCAUGGAAUGAUGGAUGACUACACUUAUGUCUCGGUGACGGGCUGUGUGAUUGACUUUCAGUACCUGGAGGUCAUCCACAGUGCCAUCCAAAUACUGCUUUCUUUGAUUGGCUUUGUGUAUGCCUGUUACGUGAUCAGUGUUUUCAUGGAGGAAGAGGACAGCUUUGACUUCAUAGGUGGACUUGACACACAUUCCUACCAUCAGUCCCCCCAGGAUCAUGUUGAAUUAAAGCCUGUUAAACCUGUCGAAAUAAAUAAUGAACACUGACUCCAUUCUGCGGCUGUGGAAGUCGAUCUUGAAAGGAAAGCCCCACCUAGUUGAAAGUGCUUCUGAGGAUACAGCACAUCUGGAAUUCUUGAUGGGGGCUGGACUGUUCCUCUCUGUUUUACUACUUGUCACUGAAUCCAUCAGUCACAGCAUUUGUAUUAUUAGCAUUGUCACUAGACAAAUUGUAGGUGCUUAGGAAAUCCUGAUCUGUAAU
Messenger RNA from Phascolarctos cinereus (koala), 1165 nucleotides. Lineage: Eukaryota; Metazoa; Chordata; Mammalia; Diprotodontia; Phascolarctidae. The record is from RefSeq and is a predicted model, not a curated record.